CUUGUGUUUGGUUCUUGGCUGAGUUCCUGGUGCUACCAAAGCUUCAUUGAAGAUACUAAUUACAUUCACCAUGGAUCUGGUCAUGGUUCUCAUCUCCAUCAUCGUCAUCUUACUUUUGGUCAAUGCUUUCAAGAAUCAAAAGCAAGGAAAGAACAAACAUUUCCCACCUGGACCAACGCCUUUACCGAUCAUUGGAAAUAUGCUCAUAAUGGACAUAAGAAGACCCCAUAAAACGUUUAUGAAGUUGGCUAAGGAGUACGGCACAGUCUUCAGCAUCCAGACAGGAAUGUCAAAAUCUGUUGUCCUAUGUGGUUAUGAUACCAUAAAAGAUGCUUUAAUCAACCAUUCAGAAUUUUUUUCCGAAAGACCACUUUCACCGGUUUUUAAAGAAACAACAAAAGGCUAUGGUGUUGUCUUCUCCAAUGGAUUGAACUGGAAAGUGAUGAGAAGAUUUACACUCUCAACCUUACGAGAUUAUGGAAUGGGAAGAAAAACCAUAGAAGACAGGAUCAUUGAGGAAUCUGAAUGCUUAAUCCAGAAGAUAAGAUCAUAUCAAGGAAAGCCCUUUGAUAAUCUGACCAGUAUAAAUGCUGCUGUAGCCAAUAUAAUUGUGUCUGUACUGCUGAGUAAAAGAUUUGAUUAUGAGGAUCCGACCAUACUACGGCUUAUGGGUUUAGUCACUGAAAAUAUAAAACUUCUAAGCAGCCCCUCGGUCAUGCUAUACAAUAGUUAUCCGUUUCUUGCAAAAUUUCUUCCCGGAGCUCACAAAACAAUUUUUGAAAACAUUAGGACGUUUCAUGACUUUAUAAGAAAGACAUUUACAAAACAGAAGAAAGAGCUGGACGUGAAUGACCAGAGAAACCUCAUUGAUGCCUUCUUAGCCAAGCAACAAGAGGGAACGCUGGAAUCCACCCAGUAUUAUCACAAUGAGAAUCUGACUGCUCUGAUGGUAGAUUUGUUUGGGGCUGGAAUGGAGACCACAGCAACCACAUUAAGAUGGGCUAUUCUGCUCAUGAUGAAAUACCCGGAAAUUCAAAAAAAAGUGCAAACGGAAAUUGAACGAGUGAUCGGAUCGGCCCACCCCCAAAUGGAGCAUAGAAAACAAAUGCCGUAUACAGAUGCUGUCAUUCAUGAAAUUCAGAGAUUUGGGGAUCUUGCACCUGCUGCUUUACAUUCAGUUUGUCAAGAUGUUACUUUUAGAGGCCAUUUUAUUCCAGAGGGAACAUCUGUGAUUGUACUCCUGCAUUCAGCUCUCAGAGAUAAGGAAUACUUUGAGAAACCAGAUGAAUUUUAUCCUGGACAUUUUCUUGACUCCAAUGGAAACUUUAAGAAGAAUGAGGCCUUCAUACCAUUUUCACUAGGUAAAAGAAGUUGUGCUGGCGAGAACUUGGCUAAAAUGGAGAUAUUUAUCUUCUUUACGUCACUGUUGCAAAACUUCACUCUCCAUCCACAACCUGGCGCUGAACUGGACCUUACUCCAGCCAUGGGGUUUACAAAUUCCCCCAAGCCUUUUCAAAUUUGUGCCGUGCCUCAUCGAUAGAUUAUGAUUUACAUCCAUCUUCCAUGUCAUGUUUUGACAAACACGAAGCUAUAUAUUUAGGGCAGACAUGAGGAAAUAUUUCCAGUAUGGGACCUACUGUAUACUUUGUAAAGAUUUAGUAAAGUGAUCUACAAGGGUUUCAGGAACAAGUGGAGGACACUGCUGCUAUUUUUCUUCAUAUUUUCCAUUUUUCAAAAUCUCCUGCACCCCCAUGGUUAUAAACCAGGAUAGUUUUUUUUCCAGCAGUCUCAACUUUUUAUUUUUUUCAUAAACAUAGCUAUAUGAGGUCUUGUUUAUUGGAAUAAAAAUUGUUUCUUUAGGCUACAUUUAUGCCCAGUUUAAUUUAUAUCCAUUUUAGAGAUGAACAAAUCAGUCCUAAACUAAUCAAAUUUGUUACGAAUUGGUUUUGGUGAUUAAAUUUUAAAAUGGCACCAGCCAUUUUACUUUGGAAAUGUGAGGGAAACAGGGUAGGGAGGAUAAACAUGGAUGAUGACAUGAUCACAAAUUUGAUUUGAUCCGAAUUUAUUUGUGACAAAGCAGGUUAAAAGUCAGCGAUUUCCUGGCUACAGAGAGCCUGUAUAACGGUAAACAACACUGUGUACUGCAGAAACAUGCAUAGCUAGUCAGCUGUGGUAGUAAAACAGUUACUGUGCGUCAGUAUGACAGGCAUCACUCUUAGAAUAACUUCACACUUUACUUAUUUGCCCCAACCAAUGAAUGGCUCAGCACACUAUAUUAUCAGUGUGGGGUUAACACUGAACUGGUUAUCAUGAAAUAAGACCCACUGUCAGGCCCAAUGUAAUUAAAAGAAGCCCAUCCCCCAGAUGGUAUACAUCUUCAAAAUUAGUAAAAGAAAAAGUGAUUAGUGCAAUACUACAAUAAGGUAACAACAUAAAUGCUAAUAAAUUAAUAGGGUAUAUCUCCUCAUAAUAAAUCCAUGUGAAAAGUAGAAAAGUAGUCUAAUACAUCAAAAUAGCCCAGCAGGGGACAAAUCUUGUUCCGACCAGUGUAGCUUCAUCUUGACGUACGUAUCGUCUUAAGCUUCCUCAGAAGAUACCUUACUCCGAACUACCAACCUAUUUUACCCUGUUAAAUGACUAAAAAUUAAAAUCAGAUGACGAUAACUACCUCAUCUUUAGCCCACGUGUUCCAAGCUUUGUUUCCCCGCGUGCGUUCCAAGUUGUAUGUAAUAUUAUAAUACCCUAUAAAUACAAAAAUCCACAUGAAAUCGGUGGAAAUAGAUGGUGGACCGCAUUCAAGAGCCAGCCAGAAGUUCCAGCAUACGCUCCCUGGCCAAACUCACAUGCCUCUCGAGAGAAUGCAUGCCUCUCAUUGCGUAAACAGGAAGCACGUGCGCUCCACAGCGGAAUGCACAGUGAACCCAAUCGCUGCGCGUUUCACUGUGGGACACAUGCACACAAGUGCAGUUCCUACCCGGCAAGCAGCUACAUAAAGUGAAUACUAGUAACCCCAUAUAAGUAAAACCCUAAUCGGUGACACAAGAUUAAUGUAAUAGUGAAAAUUAAAUCUAAUACAUGUUAUUUUGCCUCCAUAUUCAAUUUCCAAAUAUAUAAUAAAAAAACUUGAUAAUACCAAAGUAAUACAGCGAAAAAAAACAUCAAGAAAAAUGAUAAAACCACAUAUAAAUGCUAUAGCCUUAUGCUGUAUGAUUGAUUUUAAUUAUAUUAUG
Molecule: messenger RNA, 3230 nt
Organism: Bufo gargarizans (Asiatic toad)
Lineage: Eukaryota; Metazoa; Chordata; Amphibia; Anura; Bufonidae
Product: cytochrome P450 2C29-like
Exons: 10
Coding region: 71-1540 (489 amino acids)
Biological process (GO): xenobiotic metabolic process
Cellular component (GO): cytoplasm; intracellular membrane-bounded organelle
Molecular function (GO): oxidoreductase activity, acting on paired donors, with incorporation or reduction of molecular oxygen, reduced flavin or flavoprotein as one donor, and incorporation of one atom of oxygen; iron ion binding; heme binding
Source: RefSeq, a predicted model, not a curated record